Molecule: messenger RNA, 4302 nt
Organism: Girardinichthys multiradiatus
Lineage: Eukaryota; Metazoa; Chordata; Actinopteri; Cyprinodontiformes; Goodeidae
Gene: srfb
Product: serum response factor b
Exons: 8
Coding region: 243-2003 (586 amino acids)
Biological process (GO): positive regulation of transcription by RNA polymerase II
Molecular function (GO): RNA polymerase II cis-regulatory region sequence-specific DNA binding; protein dimerization activity; DNA-binding transcription factor activity, RNA polymerase II-specific
Source: RefSeq, a predicted model, not a curated record
GUGCUCGGAGUUUUGGAAAUAGAGGAGGAGGUUGAGCCUUACUGAUCCGGGGUUUACGGGUCUUGGGGCAGCAUCAGUUUGUAAAGUUUGUAUCGGUUGUUUCCUGGACUCCAUAAUCUGUCAUCUGACCCGGUUUGUUUACAUUUAGUGGCCCGGACGUGUAUGCGCUUUAUCAGUCCCUCGCGGUUCGACAAGCUCCAGCUUCUCUGGCUGGCGUUCAGAGACUAAUUUCUGUGAAUAUAAUGUUACCCAGCCAAGUCGGAUCGGCACCAUCUGGAAACGGGUCCGCAUCGGGCAGGGUUGCUACGGGACACGGACCGGGGAUUCGUCCCGUUUUGGUCCGAGCGGGUCAAGCCUUACCGGGGGCCGGUGAGAGCGGCGGAACUGCUGGGCGACAGGCGGAGAGGGAGGCUGCCGGGAUGCUGGGGGCAAACGGACCAGGGGGUUCCAGAGGGGUGAAACCGGGGAACGGGGCUGGGUUAAUCCCCCUGCAGCAAGCCGUCCAGGGAGGCAUUGUGGGGUUAAACACCGGGGUGUUGCUGCCCCAUGGAGCCCGCUUCGAACCGGACCGGGACAAUGCUCCUAUAUGCAGCGGCUCGGAUAAUGAUUCUGACUCCGGAGACGAGGAUGACCCAGUGGGUUCACUUGGGGACAGCAGGAGAGGGGUGAAGCGGGAGAGGGGGGAGAUGGAAGGGGCGGCGGCGGCGGGGCAAGAGCUGGGAGUACCCCCUGGAGGGUACGGCAUGGUGACCGGAGGAGUUGCCGGGGCAAAGCCGGGGAAGAAAACACGUGGGCGGGUAAAAAUAAAGAUGGAAUUUAUCGAUAAUAAGUUGAGACGCUACACCACGUUCAGCAAGAGGAAGACGGGCAUUAUGAAAAAGGCCUAUGAACUCUCCACCCUGACGGGAACCCAGGUUUUGCUGUUGGUGGCCAGCGAAACGGGUCACGUCUACACUUUCGCAACCCGGAAACUCCAGCCCAUGAUCACGAGUGAAACGGGCAAAGCCCUGAUCCAGACAUGCCUUAACUCGCCGGACUCGCCGCCGCGCUCCGACCCCUCCAUGGACCAGCGCAUGAGCGCUACAGGCUUCGAGGAGACGGAUCUCACCUACCAGGUGUCUGAGUCGGAGAGCAUGGGUGACACGAAGGACACGUUGAAGCCAACGUUCACCAUAGCCAGUCUACCAGGCACAACGAGCAGCUCCCAGUCCACGGUACCCACCACCUCCACCACCAUGCAGGUGAGCACCGGAGCUUCAUUUCCAAUCACCAACUACCUGGCCCCCGUCUCGACCAGCAGCAACAUCAGCGCGAAUGGAACCGUCCUCAAGACGGCUGGCGCUUCCACGGGAGUCAUGCAGCUUCCCGGUGGCUUCACCUUCAUGCCCGCAGGCACUCCUCUCCCCCCCAGCACCCCCACCAUUCCUCUGAGCCAGCUGCAGCAGCACUUUCUGGCCCUCCAGGGGCAGCAUGGUCAGACCCCGGCCUCGGCCCCGCAGCCACAGCAGGGACAGCAGGCUGUCCUCCGCUUCCCUGCUGCUGUCUCCCUCACAGGAGCAGGGGUUCCUCAGCAGCUCCAGGCCAUCCAGGUCCAUCCCAACACGCAGCCCACCUCCAACAGCGACAGCAGCCCCGAGAUCUCUCACACCCCCACAAACUCCACCGCAACGGUGAGUCUCCCUGCCACCAUCGUCACUUCGUCAGUGCAAACGUCUGUGCCAGGUCACAUGAUGUACCCCAGCCCUCACACAUUGAUGUACGCCUCCACGCCAGCACUGGCCGACGGAGGGCUGGCCGUGCUCAAUGCCUUCUCCCAGGGAACCUCGGCCAUGCAGGUGUCCCAUGCGCAGAGCCAAGACUCAGGUGCUGUCUCUCAGGUGUUCCUCACAGCACCUCCUGGCACGGUGCAGAUCCCUGUCUCAGCAGUGCAGCUACACCCAGUACGGCAAGAUCUGCAUUUCACAAAUGUUGAUUGGCCAGCAGUCGAGCGGCAGCAGCAGUAACCUGACGGAGCUCCAGGUGGUCAAUCUGGAUGCAGCACAGAGCUCGAAGGGCGACUGAAAGAGUGCUGGAGCUGUUUAACACGGCAGACCCAGGGACACCCACUCACACACAUCUCUAUUUAUUGAUGCCUUCCUAUGAAAUUUACCAUCACUCUUCUGAAUGUGAUUUAUCAGUACACACACACACAUAUAUAUAUAUAUAUAUAUAUAUAUAUGACACAAUGAAGGGCAUUUGUGUGGCAGGCCCUUAAAUAGUAUGAAGUAUGUUUUUGGUAUAUAAAUAUAUAUAUAUUUGCAAAUACAUAUUGGAUAUAUCACUAUAUUAUAAUUUGGAUCCUUUUUUCUAUGCUGUUAGAUGGUGUUAUUUUUAGUGUGAGCUUUGUUUCCUUCUGACAAAAUGUAAGUACACACACAGACUGCGAGGUGCCACCAGCUUCACACCAGCCAAAGAGACAUUUGUUUGUCUGAAUGUUCCUGUGUGAGCCAUCCGUGCACAAGCACGUGCCUGUGUGUACACACACCUGGGGUUUUGUAAAACGGGGCAGGGAGUUACUUCCUGGCUUAAAAGAAACAAACAAAAAAACAUUUGGAAAUGUAAAUAGUUUUUAAAACAAAAUGUAAUGGCAUGUAAUACUUUUGUUUUUUACGUAGUGGAUUUUGUAUGUACAUGAAAAUGAUCUGCAGAGAAAUUGAAUUUACAUGGACGUGUAAAUUAAUUUAAUGCACCAUCGUUCACUACAAGAUGGGGAAAGAAAGCUGAUAUCUAUGACUUUCUAUGCUAUUUUGACAUUUGCAGGAGUUUCCAGAUCAUGUAACUUUGUCACUGAAGGUAUAACCCUUUAUAAUUCACUGCAGUUAUGUUCUUUACUUUAGUAAAGAUUCCAGCUCUGUCAUUGUCUGGAAAACUUAGGCUUGACUUUGACAAUCGGAUACAACCAUUUACCAUCAAAGCGUUUGUUUAAUGUUCAUAAACAGACGUACAUUCUUGGUAAAAAUGUGUAAAAAGCCUUCAAAUAAUCUUUUAGUGCUGUUACAUCAUCUAGCAGUCAAAAAUAUUAGAAAAAUCCUACAUUUGCAGUCUCAGAUGAUGUUGAAGACUGAUUUGGCCUCAUGUUGUGAAUCAUUGGGCAGAAUGACCCAACUGUGAACUUGGAAGUGGAGAUUGUUUUACCUUCCUUCCUUCCUUCUGGCUGUACGGGAGAUAAACUUGCCUCCACAUCGAGCUGUUCGUAUCGUUUCCAAUAGUUUUUAAUUAUUGCUCUGGCUUUGAUUUCUGCAAAUUUGGGCAACUAUUUUACUUGAUGUCACUCCCUCCCAUUGAUGUAAGACUCAAGUGUUUUGUCUUUCCCAUUUGAAAGAGUAGUUAAAAGAAAUGCGUCUAGUCUCGUCGUAUUUAUACCUCAGAAAAACAAAGUCAUGGAUAAGAAAAACUUCCUGGACACUGAUCAACUUAAAGGAAAGCAAAAAACUAUUCAGUAACAUUGUUUUGGGUUGCUUGCACUUGGUUUUGUUAAAUAUCUAAAAUAUUUAUUUGCCUAUACAAGUUCUCCCAUUAAAAGCUGGAUUUUUCAAAAUUUUUCAGUGGGAUUUUGAUGUUCCAAUACAAAACUAGUUUAUUGUAAGGCUUUCUGCUGAUCUUUUUGUAACUAAAACAGACUAAGUAGUUCAAUUUCCAAAUGCUACUUAAGUUGCCUGGAUCCAUCUCUGGGUAAAUAAGUUUUAAGUCAGCAGCACAGAUAAUGGUUUUCUUUGUGAGAAUAAGGAUCUGAUUAUUAGGGAUUGUGGCAUUAGGUGCUUUAAAUGUUAAAGAACAAUUGUAUGACCCUAACUAACUCGGUCCGAGUUGCAAGGAUAGACUGAGGUCCUCUUUCUGCACCAUAGUGCCUCGAAUCCAAAGGCAGAUUUUGUAAGCAAUGCAAGGCUGUAGGAACGUAGGAUAUUUCUCUCACAUGGCUUUGGACCUGUUGCCCUGUUUUCUGCUACACCCUGAGAGGGAAAUUGCUUAUUUUUGACUCGUUUCCCUAGAACUGGUGGGAUGACUGAACAAGACCCAGGGAACCUGGCUGUCGAUCAUGUCACCCUGCAGUCUGUUAGCCGAGGAAAGCUACACGUUACAGACAUUCACUUCUAUACCCUGGCACUCAUUAGGAAAUGUUUAUUUUUAAACAGUUGAACAGAGUUUGUGAUUCUCACCUUGAUGAAAGAAAUGAUUGUGUAUUUUUGUUGUACAGACAUUUUGUAAUAAAACAAGAGGAAAUGCAAACUGUUCAGAAAAUGGUUGCAUCUGCUGAGAGAUGAA